CUGCAACAGUAGCGGUUGCACUUUUGAGACGAUAGCAUGGCCAAAACCGUCAUCAUCCCUUGGUCAAAUGUAAAUUGCGAGAAGGACAUCAUCGGUGCGUUGGUGUGGAGCAAAUGGAUAUUGCGGGUCCUCGGGAUCUGGCCGCUGGUAUUUCCGAAUACCUCAACGAUCGAAAAGAUCCUAGCGACGGUCUCAUUCACGCUAUGCUGGUCUGCGCUCGGCUUUCUCUUGGUACCCAUGGUCGUUUUUACUCUCUCGGAUCGGACGAUAACGAGCGACAAGGUGAAAAUGCUGGGUCCGCUGGGUUAUGUGCUCACUUCAAUGUUGAAGUAUAUGUUCCUAGUGGUUCGUCAUAGGAACAUUCGGCGGGGAAUUCGCGUUCUGAGUGUCGAUUGGCGCGCAGUUCAGCAAGAGGCUUACCGAACGAUCAUGAUACAGGAUUCGGCGAAGGGACACGUGCUGUCUAAAUUCUGUGUUGCGUUUAUGUACUGCGGUGGCCUGUCUUAUCACACCGUGAUGCCGUUCUUGUCACAAAGAGCCGGCGACGAGCAAAAUGCCACCGUCGGCCCGGUGCCGUAUCCCGGCUUCGACAUCAUUUUCGAUUUGCGCUUCGUGCCAGCUUACAUGUUUGUCUUUUGCGCGCAAUGCUUCUCCGGUAUCGUAAUGUUCAACGUCACUACGGCGGUGUGUUGCUUGGCUGCCAUGUUCGUGGCUCAUGCAUGCGGCCAAAUUGAAAUCGUAAUGGCGCGAGUGGAAAGUCUAAUGAUGAGUGUGCAAAGUAAUCGCACGAAUCCUGAGCAUCGUAUGGCCGUCAUUGUAAAGCAUCAUGUGCACGCGUUGAGAUUUUCGGCCAGCAUUGGAGGUAUCUUAAGUGAAAUAUGUCUCAUAGAAGUUGUGGGAUCGACAUUGAUAAUAUGUUUGCUGGAAUAUUAUUGUCUCACGGAAUGGCAAAACAGUGACAGCGUCGCGAUCCUGACAUAUUUUUUUCUAUUGACGUCAUUCGUCUUCAAUAUAUUCAUGUUUUGUUACAUCGGUGAACUACUUACAGACCAGUGCAGCAAAGUAGGAUAUACUUCGUACAAAAUCGAGUGGUAUCACUUACCAGGGAAAAUUGCACUUGAUCUCACGUUGAUGAUCAGCAUGUCUCACAAUCCGAUAAAAAUUACCGCCGGAAAAUUAAUCAGCCUAUCGUUCUCUAGUUUCGGUAACGUUCUGAAAACUUCGGUCGCGUAUCUAAACUUGCUGCGUACUGUAGUUUGAUGAACGCGAAAGACUCAAUUCCUCUAUGGCAACAACGAAAAAAUUAACAUUCAUCGUAUCAUCUCUGCUACGAAGUUCUAACGUUAAGUG
Molecule: messenger RNA, 1350 nt
Organism: Dinoponera quadriceps
Lineage: Eukaryota; Metazoa; Arthropoda; Insecta; Hymenoptera; Formicidae
Product: odorant receptor 49a-like
Exons: 5
Coding region: 37-1260 (407 amino acids)
Biological process (GO): detection of chemical stimulus involved in sensory perception of smell; sensory perception of smell
Cellular component (GO): plasma membrane
Molecular function (GO): odorant binding; olfactory receptor activity
Source: RefSeq, a predicted model, not a curated record